Passer domesticus (house sparrow) is the source of this 3480-nucleotide messenger RNA. RefSeq names its product DEAD-box helicase 24 (gene DDX24). Gene Ontology annotation, molecular function: ATP binding; nucleic acid binding; RNA helicase activity. Lineage: Eukaryota; Metazoa; Chordata; Aves; Passeriformes; Passeridae. Gene Ontology annotation, cellular component: nucleolus. The transcript has 9 exons. Bases 149 to 2548 code for a protein of 799 amino acids. The record is from RefSeq and is a predicted model, not a curated record.
GCGGCGCCCAGGAGCGCACGCGGGGCGCAGCGGCCGUAGCGGAAGGGCCGGGCCUGGGCAGCGCCCGCGGUCCCGCUCCGUGCCCCUCUGUGCCCCGUCCCUGUCCGUCCCUGUCCGUCCCUGUACGCGUUUCUUUUUUAGGUAAAAAAUGAAGGCCAGAAAAGGAGGGAGAUUUAGAUCUUCCUUUAAAUUGAAGCGAAAAGGCAUUGAAGUAGUAGGAGAAUGGAAAACUGUGCCGAUUGACCCCAAUCUAUUUGCUGAGGAGGAGUUUCGAGACAUUGUGUGCUUGGAGGAGCUCACAGAGUACAAGCUAGUAAGUUCUUCCAAAGUGGGGAAAGUAAAAGAGAAGAAGAGAAAGGCUGAGAGUGCUGCUGAAGAAGGCAGUGAGGAGGUGGAAGAGCCUGUUGUUCCCCCAAAAAAGAAAAAGAAAAACAAAGAUUUGAGAAGCCAGACAGAUAAAGGUAAUAUUCCUAAUGCAGCAGAAGUUGAUGUGCUGGUUGAUAAAGAGGCAAAGCGUAAUGAAAUAAUUGAAGAAGAAGCUAAUUGUGAAGACCAUGGACAUGUGACUGAGAGCACAUCAAGCAGAAGAGACACUCCAAAGAAGAAGAAAAAGAAGGUGCCUAAAAACAAGGCUUUUCAAGCACAGGAAGCCCUUCCAUCAGUAGCUACUUCUAAAAAAGUCAAAAACUGGACAACAGAAGUUUUAUCCACCUCAACUGAUCAAAAAGCUGAUGUGUCUGCAUGGAAAGACCUGUUUGUACCUGAGCCAGUGCUGCAGGCCUUGAGCUGCCUGGGGUUUAGUGCUCCAACUCCUAUUCAAGCCUUAGCCUUGCCUUCCGCCAUUCGGGAUAAUAUGGACAUUCUUGGUGCUGCAGAAACAGGAAGCGGCAAAACGCUUGCAUUUGCAAUUCCGAUGAUUCACUCUGUGCUGCAGUGGCAAAAAUCAAAUAACUCAACAACCAGAAAUGACAGUGUUUCUAAAGAGUCCCAUCAGCAUCAUGAUGAACCAAGAUGGAAAAAUGAGGAUGAAGCAGAAAAACUAACCCAUCAGCAGGUUGAAGAUAGCGGAGAUGAAGAUGAUGCAUCUUUCACUACAGGCUGUGUGAAGGUGCUGGAAAACGUUGAAUUCAAUUCCGAUGACGAGACACACACUGUUGGCUCUGAUAAAAAGAGACCUCUUUUAGGACUGGUCCUUACACCUACAAGAGAAUUAGCUGUACAAGUAAAGCACCACAUUGAUGCAGUUGCAAAGUUUACAGGCAUUAAGACUGCAAUCCUAGUAGGAGGCAUGGCUGCACAGAAGCAAGAACGUGUGCUGAAUCGAAAGCCAGAAAUUGUAAUUGCAACCCCAGGCCGUCUGUGGGAGUUAGUUAAAGAGAGACACCCACAUCUUUCAAAUCUUCGUCAGCUCAGGUGCCUUGUGAUUGAUGAAGCAGACCGAAUGGUUGAGAAAGGUCACUUCUUAGAGCUGUCUCAGUUGCUCGAAAUCUUAAAUGAUUCACAGUAUAACCCUCGACGACAGACUUUUGUUUUUUCUGCCACUUUGACUUUAGUCCAUCAGACUCCCACAAGAGUUUUACAAAAAAAGAAUGCUAAAAAGAUGGACAAGAAGACCAAACUAGAAUUGUUAAUGGAAAAAGUAGGAAUAAAGGGCAAACCCAAAGUAAUAGACUUAACAAGGAAAGAGGCUACUGUUGAGACACUGACAGAAACCAGAAUCCACUGUAACACAAAUGAGAAGGACUAUUAUCUCUAUUACUUUCUUCUCCAGUAUCCAGGAAGAACCAUGGUCUUUGCAAACAGCAUAGAUUGUGUAAAACGCCUCAGUUCUCUCCUCACAAUCUUAAAUUGUGAUCCUCUUCCUUUGCACGCCAACAUGCACCAAAAGCAAAGGCUGAAAAACCUGGAAAGGUUUGCUGAGCGAGAGAGCUGUGUCCUCCUGACAACAGAUGUUGCAGCUCGUGGUCUUGAUAUUCCUAAUGUCCAGCAUGUCAUCCACUACCAGGUCCCGCGCACCUCGGAGCUGUACGUGCACAGGAGCGGCCGCACGGCCCGAGCUGCCAGCCAAGGCCUCAGCCUGCUGCUGAUCGGCCCCGAGGACCUCAUCAAUUUUCGGAAAAUCUAUAAAACACUGGAGAAGAGUGAAGAGCUGCCGUUCUUCCCAAUUGAUGCCAAGUGCAUGACUUCUAUUAGGGAACGGAUGAAUCUGGCAAGGCAGAUUGAGAAGGCAGAAUUUUUUAACAGUCGGGCAAAACAACACAACUCCUGGCUCCAGCAAGCUGCAGAGGCUCUUGAGAUUGAUCUUGAGGAUGACAUGUUGAUGGGCAAAAAAACUAGUGAGCAAGAAGAAAGCCAGAAGCAAAAGAUGCUGAAGGGGAUGAAAAAACAACUGAAACAUAUGUUGUCCCAGCCACUGUUCAAAGUCCUUAUGAAAACCAAGUACCCAACACAGUCUGGAAAACUACUCUUACCUCAGACAUCAGAGCGCAUUUCAGCUCUAGGUGCCAUGUCCAAAAAGCAAGCCAAGAAGAAGAAAUCAAUAAAAUAAAAUUAGAUAACAGCAAGAUCACAGAAGCAAGGACUAUCCUCAAUCAAGGCUGUCAGUGCUUAUGGAGGAAGCCAGCUAGAAGACAGAUUGUGUAAGGUUGUUGCCUGUGUAUUGGUUGUGCAGGCACAAAACAAAAUGCUGAUUUAAAGGGCUUAAUUAACAUCUGGUUAGUUACUGUUGAAUCUUGUCUUGGAUCUUGGUUUUUUAUGUUAUUUUUUUCAUAAAUCUCUAUAUUAAUAGAAGUUAAUUAGUUUUCACAUAGUUCUGAUAAUUACUCCACUUUGUGAGAUGGGUAAGAGUUACUGAGUGGAAUUCACUAUGGGCAUACUUUAAUGGUAAAACUUGAUUUGAAUUUUAAUGUUUUUGAAGGACAGAGGAAGGUCAGCUAUAUACAGUGCAAGUACAGUCUGAGUGGUAGUGGGAGGUUUGGCUUUUGCUGCCUCCAGCUCAGUGUGAAAGGCAGAAAAUACAGAUAAUGUUGCAAGUAAGUCUACAGUUCUGAUUAUGGAAAUGUCCAAGUUUUCUUUCUCCUCUGAUAAUAUUUCUCAGUUCUGUUCUCCACCAGGUUUAAUUCUCUUAGUCCUGUGUUAAUAUAUUUGAAUGUGCAAAAAAAAUUGGGGUGGCAAUGGACCAGAACUGACCUUGGGAGAUGUGUAGACUUCUGAGAAAUAAGUGUUGCUACUCAGUGUUUUGUUUUCUUGAUUAAUAUUUGAAGUUAAGCCUGUAUUUGAAAACAUGUUAGAACCAUGAUUUUUACUGUAAUAGAAGAAAUGAUGUUUUGAAAUGUCAAUUUUGAAGAUUGUGCCAUGAUAAUUAUGUUUUUAAAUAAUUUUAACCUGAUCUGGGCAAAUAUUUUUAAACUGUUUUUAAAAAUAUGUCAGAAAAAUAUAUUUUGAAUUUUUGUUAAAUUAUAUCUGCCAUAAACUUGAAAA